Agrilus planipennis (emerald ash borer) is the source of this 1201-nucleotide messenger RNA. It is a transcript of the gene drm, whose product is annotated as protein drumstick. Gene Ontology annotation, biological process: embryonic hindgut morphogenesis; embryonic pattern specification; embryo development. Lineage: Eukaryota; Metazoa; Arthropoda; Insecta; Coleoptera; Buprestidae. The record is from RefSeq and is a predicted model, not a curated record. Gene Ontology annotation, molecular function: DNA-binding transcription factor activity, RNA polymerase II-specific; RNA polymerase II transcription regulatory region sequence-specific DNA binding. The coding region runs from base 143 to 406 and encodes 87 amino acids. Gene Ontology annotation, cellular component: nucleus. The transcript is spliced from 3 exons.
ACCACCCCACCUGCCCGCUCGCUUUUUACCUACUUCGCACGCUCACAGAUAAAGUUUUUCCGCAUAUAAAUACACGUCAUCGAUUUCGUCGUCGUUUGCGGUUUGUUUCCGAGAGACUGGGAAGAAAAGAGACGGCAACAACAUGUUCGCUAUAAUGCAGAUCGAGAACGACGUGAGUGGACGGACUGCUGCCGCGGCGAGCGAAUUUCGUCGGAAGAUGCGCGCCAAGUGCGAGUUCGUAUGCAGAUAUUGUCAGCGACGCUUCACCAAACCCUACAACCUAAUGAUACACGAGCGUACGCACAAAAGUCCCGACCUGACAUACGCCUGCGAAGUUUGCGGCAAGAGCUUCAAGAGACAGGACAACCUCAAACAACACAGAUGUAGUCAGUGCAUUUGGCGGUGAAGGGCACCCGGGGGCAUAGGGGCCGCUCCGGUCCUGUCUUCUUCCAGUAACAAUCCAUUAUCCGACUACGCAAGCUACAUGCAACUGUUUUUCAAGGUCAUAACUGCACAUUUAACAGCCUAUUCGAUUUUUUUUGUAUUCACAGUUAUUAUCGUACUAAAAUCUAUUUAAUUUUUAUUUAAAUGUUCUUAGAUUAUAGCCAGUUUACUUGUGUAAAUAUUAUGCUUCAAGAAAAUUAGUUUAUACGUAGUGAUACGCUUUUUAUUAUUAAUUAAUAUGCGCGUUGUGUCAAUUUUUAUUUAAAUAAAUAGUCGUUGCGAGCCAGUUAACUUUUUUUUAGUUUAAGUUCAACUUUAGACUACGAACUCUAGUCUAUAUUAUGUAUUCAUAAAUUUCGAACUUAUUAAAGCGUUAAGUGCAAUAAUGUUGAUGGGAGAGUUUUUCAUUUUUUUUUGUUAUGUAAAUGUAACCUACCAAUCGAUUUCUUGGAAGGUAAAACACCAGGCCUAAAUUUUUCGAAGAAGAGUUUUUGAUUUCGUGAAAACUGCGUAUUUUUGCACAGCAAAAGUAGACGCAUGUUUAUCAACAGGUUAUCAUCAUACGCUUUAGAUGCAUUCGGUACCGAUUAUAUGUCUACCAAAUCAGUUCUUCUAAUGUGGCUAGACGAAUUUUCGCUGCUUUAUUUUUUUUAUGAAACAAUGUUACAAUGUGACAUGUCACAUGCCUAUUAUAUUUUAUAUGUUGAUAGACUGUAAGGAUGUGUAAAGUUAUUUAUAAAUUGAAAAUAUAAGUUCC